AUGACGAUGCUGAUGAAGAUGCCGCCCUCCCAGCUGGACGGGGUCGCGCUCCCGCUGCCCUUCUGCCUCCCGGACGGCUCCGCCUGCGUGGGCCCCGCCCCCGGCCCCGCCCCCGGCCCGUGUGUACAAACACAAAAGAGUGACCGCAGCGACACCAGGAGUGACCGCGGGGACACCGCCGGGGACACCCGGAGUGACCACUGGGACAUGAGGAGCGACCAUGGGGAGACCGCCGGGGACACCAAGAGUGACCGCGGGGACACCUGGGGUGACACCGCCGGGGACACCUGGGGUGACCGUGGGGAUACCAGGAGUGACCGCAGGGACACCAGGAGUGACCGUGGGGAUACCAGGAGUGACCACUGGGACACGAAGAGUGACCACGGGGACACCCAGAGUGACCACAGGGACACCAGGAGUGACCACUGGGACACCCAGAGUGACCACGAGGACACCCAGAGUGACCAGAGGGACACCGUGGGGGACACCAGGAGUGACAACAGGGACACCCAGACUGAGCGCGGGGACACUGCGGGGGACACCAGGGACACGAGGAGUGACCAUGGGGACACCAGGAGUGACCACAGGGACACACAGAGUGGCCACGGGGACACCGCGGGGGACAACAGGGACACCCAGAGUGACAACGGGGACACCCAGAGUGACCGUGGUGACACCAGGAGUGACCGCAGGGACACCAGGAGUGACCGUGCGGACACCACAGGGGACACCGGGGACACCGAGAGUGACAAUGGGGACACCCAGAGUGACCUCAGGGACACCAGGAGUGACCGCAGGGACACCAGGAGUGACCGUGGAGACAUCAAGAAUGACCACGGGGACACCCAGAGUGACCGUGGGGACACCAGGAGUGAUCAUAAGGACACCGUGGGGGACACCAAGAGUGACAAGAGGGACACCAAGAGUGACAACAGGGACACGAGGAGUGACCGCGGUGACACCCAGAGUGACCACGGGGACACCAAGAAUGACCAUAAGGACACCGUGGGGGACACCAAGAGUGACCAUGGGGACACCAGGAGGGACCAUGGGGACACUGCAGGGAACACCGGAGACACUGGGGGGGACCGCAGGGACAGCAAGAGUGACCGCAGGGACACUGGGGAGACCCAGAGUGACCGCAGGGACACCAGGAGUGACCAUGGGGACAUUGAGAGUGACCAGGGGGACAUCGAGAGUGACCACGGGGACACCCGGAGUGACCACAGGGACACCAGGAGUGACCACAGGGACAUCAGGAGUGACCACGGUGACACCCAGAGUGACCACAGGGACACGCAGAAUGACCAUGGUGACACACAGAGUGACCGUGGUGACACCCGGAGUGACCACAGUGACACCCAGAGUGACCUCGGUGACACCCAGAGUGAUGUCGGUGACACCCGGAGUGACCUCAGGGACGCCAGGAGUGACAACAGGGACACCCAGAGUGACCGCAGGGACACCAGGAGUGACCACAGGGACACCAGGACUGACCGCAGGGACACUGGGGACACCCAGAGUGACCGUGGUGACACCAGGAGUGACCAUGGGGACACCCAGAGUGACCUCGGAGACGUCCAGAGUGACCUCGGAGACACCCAGAGUGACCAUGGUGACACCCAGAGUGACCGUGGUGACACCGGGAGUGACCUCGGGGACACGCGGAGUGACCACGGUGACAGCGGGAAGUGUCCCCAGGGCCGCUGCCGUGAGUGGGACACGGGGCAGGGACACGGGCUGGGGGCGGCUGGGCCUUGAUGGGUCCUUGCAGGACCUUGAUGUGACCUCCGUGACCUUCUCGUGUUUGUCCUUGAUGUUCUCGUGUCUGUCCAUGACCUCUGUGUCCAUCCGUGACCCGUGUCCAUCCCCAUGUCCAUCCCUGACCUGUGUCCAUCCCUGUCCAUCCAUGACCUUCUCAUGGCCACCCAUGACCUCCG
This is a messenger RNA of Passer montanus (Eurasian tree sparrow), 1940 nucleotides long. Its product is annotated as clumping factor A-like. NCBI's taxonomy places the organism in Eukaryota, Metazoa, Chordata, Aves, Passeriformes, Passeridae. The transcript is spliced from 2 exons. The record is from RefSeq and is a predicted model, not a curated record. Bases 1 to 1761 code for a protein of 586 amino acids.